This is a messenger RNA of Trachymyrmex septentrionalis, 498 nucleotides long. RefSeq names its product membrane magnesium transporter 1 (gene EMC5). The record is from RefSeq and is a predicted model, not a curated record. Lineage: Eukaryota; Metazoa; Arthropoda; Insecta; Hymenoptera; Formicidae. Gene Ontology annotation, cellular component: EMC complex; Golgi apparatus; early endosome. The transcript is spliced from 3 exons. The coding region runs from base 132 to 458 and encodes 108 amino acids.
UUGGAAUGCUUCAUCAGAUCGUAGUCGUGAAAUAAUAAUCAUUGAUCGCUUCAUCGCUCUUGUUGUUUCGGUUGCAUCGUUGAAUUAAAGGUGCAAUUUCAAUGCGUCAUCAGUGAUAUUAUAUAUUCAUCAUGUCUGCUACGGCUGUACAUAAAUUUGUAACUUUUGUAGGAUUUAUGUUUAUAUUACAUGCAGCUUAUUCUGCGGCACAACAUCGUUCCUAUUUGCGAAUCACUGAACAAGAGUUUACUACUUUGCCAAUUGACAUUUUAAUCCAAGGUAUAGCCAGUUUAUUUAUCGUUAUGUACGGCGUUAUGUACAUUGCUGGCGAUUUCAAAGAAAUCCGAGCAGUUGUCGAUUUGGAGAAUAAAUCUUGGGAGACGCUACGGAAUCUACCAUCCUUUCAAGUAUUUAAUCAUCGUGGAAGAUCUCUGUCACCAGAAUAUAUCUCUGAGUAAAAAUAGUAUAUUUUGAUAUCAAAUCAUUGAAAAAGAUAAU